This is a messenger RNA of Solea senegalensis (Senegalese sole), 3416 nucleotides long. RefSeq names its product hexose-6-phosphate dehydrogenase (glucose 1-dehydrogenase) (gene h6pd). Bases 386 to 2761 code for a protein of 791 amino acids. Gene Ontology annotation, molecular function: 6-phosphogluconolactonase activity; glucose-6-phosphate dehydrogenase activity; NADP binding. The transcript has 5 exons. The record is from RefSeq and is a predicted model, not a curated record. Gene Ontology annotation, biological process: glucose metabolic process; pentose-phosphate shunt, oxidative branch; pentose-phosphate shunt. Gene Ontology annotation, cellular component: endoplasmic reticulum. NCBI's taxonomy places the organism in Eukaryota, Metazoa, Chordata, Actinopteri, Pleuronectiformes, Soleidae.
CGCCUAAAUGCGGGACAUUUCUGAUAAAACUCGGGUUAAAACUCGAGUGUACUUCACUUAAAUGACAGGAAACCAUGGCAUGUGGUUCGAGGGCAGUAUUGAUCCAGGAAGUGUGGAUGUGUACGUUUGGCGCAGACAUAGUUGAACCGCAUUCUGACGCACCGCCAGGUGUGAACAGAACAACAUUUUGUUGGCGGGGGGUACUACUCUUGGUUUUUAAUUUGUUUUAGGCGCAACACGCAUGCAGCCGCUGCUCUGUGGGGAAAAUCCGGGAUUUUUUUAACCCGGGACACGAGUCUGAGCUCGAGCUUUGGCUUGAAAAGAGACGGAGCCCGCGUCAGAGCCCGAGGCAACAACAGGAGUGUGGAUGUUUUAGGACCACAGCAUGUUUGUGACUGUGUUGCUGCUUCUGGGAGCUCUGUGUGCUCACAAAGGACAUGGACAGGAGAGCGAGGCCACACAGAGGCCUGGCCACGUGUCAGUGGUUAUUAUUGGGGCCACAGGUGACCUGGCGAGGAAGUACCUUUGGCAGGGCUUCUUCAACACCUACGUCAACCAGGUCAAAGGCGGAAACACCUUUUCUUUUUACGGUGGAGGACAGUCGUCCUCAGACAAGGCCACACCGCUCAUGUUUGAGAUCCUAAAGGGGGUGUCGUGCCCGAAAGACAUGUCUCAGGAGCGCUGUGCUCUUCUGAAGGACCAGUUCCUUCGACUCGCACAGUAUCGUCAACUGAAGACCCUCGAGCACUACCAGGACCUGGCCAAGCACAUUGAGAAAAAACUUCAGGACGAGGCAAUGACGGAGACAGGGAGGCUCUUUUAUCUCUCGGUGCCAGCUUAUGCAUACGCAGACAUUGCAGAUAAAAUCAAUCAAAGCUGCAGACCAACCAUGGGGGGUUGGUUGAGGGUGGUGCUAGAGAAACCUUUUGGGCACGACCUCCUGAGUGCUGAAGUUCUAGCAUCUCAGCUUGCGAGCUCCUUAAAGGAAGAGGAAAUGUACAGAAUUGACCAUUACCUGGGCAAACAGGUGAUCGCAAAGAUACUUCCAUUCAGAAAAGAAAACAAGAAGUUUCUGGAUCCCAUUUGGAACAAGCACCACAUAGAAAGAGUGGAGAUUGUGCUGAAAGAGACCCUGGAUGUCCAAGGCCGCAUGUCCUUCUACGACCAGUACGGCGUGAUCAGAGAUGUGAUACAGAACCACCUGACUGAGGUCAUGAUGCUGUUGACCAUGAGGCUUCCCUCGAAUCUGAGCAGCAGUGAGGAAGUCGUUCAAAACAAGUUGCGGAUCCUCGACUCGCUGCUGCCCUUGGGGAAGAAUCAGGUUGUGAUCGGUCAGUACCAGGGAUACAACUCAGAGGUUCAGCUGGAGCUGAAUAAGACCAAAGAUCACAUCAGUCUCACACCAACAUUUGCAGCUGUAUUGGCGCACAUUGAUGAGGCCCAGUUUGAAGGUGUGCCAAUUCUUUUAAUCUCAGGGAAGAUGUUGGACAAACGGGUGGGCUAUGCACGCGUUGUUUUCAAGAAUGACAUCUUUUGCCUUCAAAACCAAAACGGCGUUCACUGCAAACCCAGACAGAUCAUUUUCUACUUUGGCCAUGGCAGCCUCCAAUAUCCGGCAGUUCUUGUAAGCAAGAAUUUGUUCAAGCCGGUUUUAAUGGACGCAGAGUGGAAGGAAGUGACGGAGCAUAGUGACGUCAGUGUUUUAGGUCUGCCCGUUUCAGACUACUAUGUGCACACUCCAACAAAGCAGCACGAGGCUUAUUCAGAACUGAUUGCACACAUCUUCUCAGGGCAUAAGAAUAGUUUCAUCAGUAUAGAAAACCUGCUGUCUUCCUGGAGUAUAUGGACACCUCUGCUCAGUAGCUUAAACAGCGCUUAUCCUCGCAUCUAUCCUGGUGGGGAAGACAACGGGCACAUGUUGGACAUCCACCUGAAAGGGAUGGACAUUAGCUACAAAAAUGAGGUGGUGAUAAUCAGCCCUGAUCAGACAGCCGGUACGUCAGCCAACAGCGCCAAAGUCUUACAAGGCAAAUUCUGUAACGCUGACAUGGUGUCUGCCUGGUCUGAGGAGCUGGUGGGACAGCUCGCUGUAGAUAUGCAGGAGGCAGCCGAGGCGGCGGUGCUCGAGAGCGGCGUUUUCCAUCUCGCCCUCUCGGGCGGAUCCACACCACUCGCUCUGUUCCACAGGUUGGCCCUGCACCACUUCUCUUUCCCCUGGAGGAACACUCACGUGUGGAUGGUGGACGAGCGCUGCGUGCCACUAGCCGAAGUGGAGUCAAACUUCCGCACGCUGCACGACCACCUGCUGCAUCACGUGAGGAUACCGUAUUUCAACAUCCACCCGAUGCCGGUGGAGCUCAACCAUCGUUUAUGUGUGGAGGAGGACAGAGGCGCGCAGAUUUACGAGAGCGAUAUCAGGACGUUGGUGAAUGGAUCCAGCUUCCACUUUGUGCUGUUGGGAGUCGGCUUUAAUGGACACACGGCCUCGCUGUUCCCUGGUGCUAAAGUAGAGGAACAUGGGCAGAGUCUGGUGGCCCUCACCGAGAGCCCCGUCAAACCUCACCAGCGCAUGAGCCUCACCUUCACAGCCAUUAACCGAGCCCACAGAGUGGCUCUCCUCGUGAUGGGAAAGGGCAAGCACGAGAUGAUCACUCAGCUGAGCAGACUGAAGAACAGCACAGACAGAUGGCCCGUCACCAACGUGAAGCCUGACAACAACAGACUGGUGUGGUACAUAGACUAUGAUGCUCUCAUAGGAUAGAGGUCUUAUGUCUUACUUUUUAGUCAAACGGCUGCAUUGAUUCAGCAGCUGGUUUUGAGUGGAGAAUGUGAAAUGUCUAUCUGUCUUAAACCAAAAUUGAAUGACCCAUUUCUUGAGACAAUAACCCACGAGUCAUAUUCCUGAAAUGAAUGCACAUCACAUGUCAGUCUGACUUUUAUCUUACUUGAAUAAGACACAUAACAGAUACAUAACAUGCAGGCAUAAUAAGAUACAUAACAUGUAUAACAGAAUGUUUUGUUUUCAAGUUUAAUAUAACAUUUAAUAUAGUACACCCUGCUAAUACAUGGCGCGUUUCCACUGCCGCUACCCGUCUCGCCUCGGCACGAUUCUUUUGCUUUUCCAUUAGUGAUAGUACCUGGUACUUUUUUUCUUUUUUUUUCGUACCUGCUCUGGCGAGGUUCCAAGUCUGACUGAAGACUGUUGUCUUCCUCCUUCUGUUGUCCUUGUCCUUCAUCAUUUUAUGACCCUGGUUGCUCAUGGUGUCUACGGUCGGGGGUUGGUGCCAGUUUGACUUCAUCCUCAUUUUCCCACAGACAGUUACCUAUUGAUUUUACUGCGUGUGGUAACUGCCUCAUACAGAUAUUGGCACUUUUCCACACGACUCGCCUCGGCACGGCACGUCACAGUUAUUUUG